Hibiscus syriacus is the source of this 1545-nucleotide messenger RNA. RefSeq lists its product as uncharacterized. Bases 1 to 1545 code for a protein of 514 amino acids. Lineage: Eukaryota; Viridiplantae; Streptophyta; Magnoliopsida; Malvales; Malvaceae. The transcript has a single exon. The record is from RefSeq and is a predicted model, not a curated record.
AUGAAACAGCACCUUGCGGGAGUAAAAGGUAAUGUUUGUGCAUGUCCGAAUGUACCGGGGGAUGUCAAAGUUCUUAUGCAAGGUAAUUUGGAGGAAAAUAAUAUAAAAGCAAAGGAGAAGUGUGGUUGUUCUUCGGGAAUACGUAUUAAUUUGGAUGAAGAUGAAGAAGUACAAACACAAACAACUAAAACGAGCAAGAUGAAAGCUUUUUCAAACUUGCAAUCAUUCUUUAAACGAGGUAUAAAUGAUCUUUCUCAACCUUCGAUUAAAUCUUCUAUGCAAAGUAAAGAGAGAUCACAUGAUACGGAUAUGGCUCUUGCUUUGUGGUUUUACGAUGGUUGUAUUCCUAUGAAUGCUGUGAAUUCUCCACUUUUUACAAUUGCUAUGAGUAAGAUAGCUAGCAUGGGGCAUGGGUACAACGGACCUUCUUAUCAUGAUAUACGUGUUAAUUUGUUGAAAGAUGCAAAACAAUCGGUGCACCUUAUUGUUGAGUCUUAUCGAAAAAAUUGGUCAGAAAUGGGUUGCACAAUUAUGAGUGAUGGGUGGAGGGAUACUAGGCAUAGACCACUUAUCAAUUUUCUAGUUUAUUGCUCAAAAGGAGUAUCUUUUAUCAAAUCUGUGGAUGCAUCUGAUAUUGAAAGUAAUGCGCAAACGCUAUGCAACUUGUUUUCUGAAAUAGUUGAAAUAAUUGGUCCUAAGAAUGUUGUUCACAUGGUUACUGAUAAUGCUGCUAACUACAAAACUGCUGGAAAAUUGUUAUGUGAGAAAUAUCCUUCUGUUUGUUGGUCUCCUUGUGCUGCGCAUUGUAUAAACUUGAUUAUGAAGGAUAUAGGAGAGUUGUCACAUGUUGAUAGCUUAAUUACUCUUGCUUCAAGGGUUACUGUUUUUAUUUAUAACCACAAGUGGCCGUUGAAUUGGUUGAGAAAAAGACCUGGGUGGACAGAAAUCAUUCGUCCUAGUGCCACUCGUUUUGGUACCGCAUUUAUUGCAUUAAAGAGCUUACAUGACCAUAAAAAUGAUUUACAAGCUAUGGCCACCUCUAAUGAUUUUAAGAAAGUCAUAAAAUUGCCAAAAUCCAUGGAAGUUAAGCUUAUAAUUCUAGAUGAAACUUUUUGGAAGAAUUGCUUGAUCUCGGUGAAUGUGAUGGCUCCAUUGUUGAGACUUCUGCGUGUUUGUGACUCGGAUGAGAAACCUUCUUUGGGCUAUGUGUAUGAGGGAAUGUAUCGGGCGAAAAAUGGCAUCAAAAAACUAUUUCGAUUCAAAAAGGAUUUAUAUAGGCUGUAUACCAAUAUAAUCAAGGCUAGGUGGGAUAGGAUGUUGAGAAAGAGUCUACAUGCUACAACUUAUUGGUUAAAUCCAAUCUUUCAAUAUGAUCAAGAAACCUUUUGCCAAAAAGUAGAGGUUUUUUCAGGGGUCCUUGAGAUGGUUGAGAAAGAGUCCCGUGAUGUUGGUUUGAAGGUCACGAUGCAACUCAUUAACUAUUGUGAGCAAACUGGAACAUUUGGUUCGACCACUUGCAAUAGCUUCUCGAAAGUGUACUUGUAA